AUGAGUUUGACACAUUUCCUUCUCCUAACAGUCCUUGAUUUUGUAGCAGUUUACUUUAACAUGCGGAUGCUAACAUACUGCUUCAAAGACAAAACGAAAUACAAGUUUCUUCAAAAGUGUAGAGGAUUGUCCAUUUUCCAGUGUGCUUGCCAGUUUGUGAUUGUGAUCACGGGAGCAGUUGAUUCGUGGCGGAUUUUCAACGAUCGUAGUUACAAUCCAGGACAACCGUGUAAUGUUGUCAAACUGUUUUCGAUUUCUUUCACGUUCGUUCAGGCCUGCAACUUGACAGCGAUUCUGUGCAUUGAUUCUGAACAUCCACUGGUCACAUUUCGACACCAAGACAGAUGUUCAAAACUGAAAAUAGCAGCAGCAGUGACUCUUGGGUUGAUUGGCUCCUCGAUGAUUUGGUGGUUUAGUUGUUUUCCUCAUUAUUAUAUUUCAGUAACGGUAUUCAUCACCGUCCGAUUUAUUUUCGUUGCGUUGUUCAUCAUUCUGUUGUUGGCUGCGGGUUUCAAAUAUCUCAAAGACGACUUCGAGGACACUACUUCAAAAGUUUUUAUAGACUGCGAGGUGCUGUGGAACAUUUGCAAGGAAAACAAACGGCCCACUUUAUUUAUAGCUACGUUACUUCUGUGCUUGGUGAUGGUUCUCAGCGGCUUUCUUCUCGAUCGAGAAAAACAUGCAUUGAUGGUCACAAAUUCUGAAAUUAUUUACGAUUUCAUCAUGAGGUUUGUUGUGGGAAUUAUUUUGCCUGUUACAUUCAGUGACUUAAUUGAACAGUCCAGCUUUGACGAUGAAAAGGAAACCACGAUUGUUUAA
This is a messenger RNA of Pocillopora meandrina, 819 nucleotides long. NCBI's taxonomy places the organism in Eukaryota, Metazoa, Cnidaria, Anthozoa, Scleractinia, Pocilloporidae. The record is from the annotation of a GenBank genome assembly.